CCCGGCGCGGGCCGCGGCUGCCCGCGGCGGUGCCUGCGCAGGGCCGGGCCCCGCCAUGGCUCCCACCAUCCAGACGCAGGCGCAGCGGGAGGAGCCGGGCCACAGGCCCAGCUCCCACCGGACGCUGCCGGAGAGGUCGGGCGUGGUGUGCCGGGUGAAAUACUGCAACAGCCUCCCCGACAUCCCCUUCGACCCCAAGUUCAUCACCUACCCCUUCGACCAGAACCGGUUCGUGCAGUACAAGGCCACGUCGCUGGAGAAGCAGCACAAGCACGACCUGCUCACCGAGCCCGACCUGGGCGUCACCAUCGACCUCAUCAACCCCGACACCUACCGCAUCGACCCUAGCGUGCUCCUGGACCCAGCGGAUGAGAAGCUGCUGGAGGAGGAGAUCCAGGCGCCCACCAGCUCCAAGAGGUCACAGCAGCACGCCAAGGUGGUGCCAUGGAUGCGCAAGACCGAGUACAUCUCCACCGAGUUCAACCGCUACGGCGUGUCCAACGAGAAGCCCGAGGUCAAGAUUGGCGUCUCGGUGAAGCAGCAGUUCACGGAGGAGGAGAUCUACAAGGACCGCGACAGCCAAAUCGCCGCCAUCGAGAAAACCUUCGAAGACGCCCAGAAAGCGAUCACGCAGCACUACAGCAAGCCCCGCGUCACGCCGGUCGAGGUGAUGCCCGUGUUCCCCGACUUCAAGAUGUGGAUCAACCCCUGCGCCCAAGUCAUCUUCGACUCGGACCCGGCGCCAAAGGACACGAGUGGCCCCGCGGCGCUGGAGAUGAUGUCCCAGGCCAUGAUCAGGGGGAUGAUGGACGAGGAGGGGAACCAGUUCGUGGCCUAUUUCCUGCCGGUGGAGGAGACGCUGCGCAAGCGCAAGCGGGACCAGGAGGAGGAGAUGGACUACGCCCCCGAGGAUGUGUACGACUACAAGAUCGCCCGGGAGUACAACUGGAACGUGAAGAACAAAGCCAGCAAGGGCUACGAGGAGAAUUACUUCUUCAUCUUCCGCGAGGGCGACGGCGUCUACUACAACGAGCUGGAGACCAGGGUGCGGCUGAGCAAGCGGCGGGCGCGGGCUGGGGUGCAGUCGGGCACCAACGCGGUGCUGGUGGUCAAACACCGCGACAUGAACGAGAAGGAGCUGGAGGCGCAGGAGGCCCGGCGGGCGCAGCUGGAGAACCACGAGCCCGAGGAGGAGGAGGAGGAGGAGAUGGAGGCUGAAAAGGAGGCGCCAGGCUCCGACGAGGAGCGGGAGAAGGGCAGUGAGAGCGAGGGGGCUGGGAGCGGCGAGGAGGAGGAGGAGGCCGAAGGCUCCGGCGGCGGCAGCAGCAGCGAGCAGGGGGGGUCGGCGCGCAGCGAGGAUGAGGCCGAAGAUGAAGACGAGGAGGAGGAGGAGGAGGGGGGGGCCGGGGGGGGGGCACGCCGGGGGGGCAGCGCCGCCGCCCGCGCCGCCCGCGACCAGGAGGAGAUCUUCGGCAGCGACGACGACGAGGAGGAGGAGGAGGAGGACGAGGAGGAGGAAGAGGAGGAAGAGUCGGAGGGGGGGGGCAGCGAGGGGGGGGCGCCCCCCCGCAGCCCCCGCCUCAGCCCCAGCGAGGCCUCGGAGGACGAGAGCGCGAGCGAGGCGUCCGACUCCUCCAGCGACUGAGGGCGGGGGGGCUGGGGUGGAAAAAAGUUGUGGGUUUUUUAUUUUGGGUGGAAAAAGGCGAGGUUGGGGUGGUUUUUGGAUUUUUCUCUUUAAUAACGUAGUCAUGGUUACCAGCCAUAGUCAUAACAAAAGUUAUUCAUAAUAAAAUGUAUCUAAAAUAAC
Molecule: messenger RNA, 1807 nt
Organism: Cygnus olor (mute swan)
Lineage: Eukaryota; Metazoa; Chordata; Aves; Anseriformes; Anatidae
Gene: PAF1
Product: PAF1 homolog, Paf1/RNA polymerase II complex component
Biological process (GO): transcription elongation by RNA polymerase II
Cellular component (GO): Cdc73/Paf1 complex
Molecular function (GO): RNA polymerase II complex binding; chromatin binding
Source: RefSeq, a predicted model, not a curated record